Messenger RNA from Peronospora matthiolae, 240 nucleotides. NCBI's taxonomy places the organism in Eukaryota, Oomycota, Peronosporomycetes, Peronosporales, Peronosporaceae. The record is from the annotation of a GenBank genome assembly.
AUGGAUGCCGAUGUCGAUCACAUUGGCACCGAUAAAGAUGAUGACGAUGAUGCUGGUAUAUUCAGAAUCGCCAACGACUGCCACAGUGAGGACGAUGACGCCCACACUAGUGAAGACAACGUUCUUUCAGCAGUGCACACGAAGCGUACUGCUGUUGAAAAGGAUGAAUCAGCAGAAGAAUUUCUGCUGACUCGCGAAGCAGUUGUCCGCUUCGUUCAAGAUCUUUUCCGGACACGUUAG